AUGACUGCGGGUCAUACCCGUCGCACUCGCAUAGUCUGCAUAUCAGACACGCACAAUUCCACGGUCAGACUACCACCUGGUGACGUCCUCAUUCACGCUGGCGAUCUCACAAACCAAGGCAGCUUUCCCGAGCUAUCUCGGGCUGUGAAGUGGCUGGACCACACCAAGUUUGAAGCCAAAAUUGUCGUAGCCGGUAUUCACAUUACACCGCUGCCCCUCUCUCCCCCCUCUCUCUAUUCCGUACAUAUAUGCAUGUCCACAUUCCUAUUCACAUCUAUACUCGUAUUCAUCACUUGA
Molecule: messenger RNA, 297 nt
Organism: Geosmithia morbida
Lineage: Eukaryota; Fungi; Ascomycota; Sordariomycetes; Hypocreales; Bionectriaceae
Product: Calcineurin-like phosphoesterase
Exons: 2
Coding region: 1-297 (98 amino acids)
Source: RefSeq, a predicted model, not a curated record